AUGGGAUACGUUUUUGGUCGUCCAGUAAUAUCUAAAAAACGUAGAACUUCAAAUACUUCAAUGGAUACUAGCUCUAAUAGCUCUAAUAUUAAUGCAUUUACCCCUUCUUCUUCGACCUCUUCAUUCACUACGACAAAUAUAUCACCAAAAAGUCCUUUGAAACGUUUCAAACUAUUCAGCUCAAAAAGUAAAAGAUCAAAAGUGUCUUCUUCAACUUAUAUUUCUCAAAAAACCCCUUCUAUAGUAAUACGUCCAGACCAAGUAACGGAUGAUGAUGAUGAUAUUUCAUCCAUGUAUUCCGAAGUUACUAGUUUAUAUAUUAUGAAUGAUCGUGAUCGAAAGACACUAUCCGUACCAAAUUUACCUGCCGCACUUCAUCAAUCACAACAACAUUGUGAUAAUUCCCCUUCAAUAUCAAUUAUGAGUAGUACAUUUAAUCCUCGCUGCGUAACAGGAAUUGUUGAAGAAGAGGAAGAGGAUGAAAAUUGGGAUGCACAAAGUGACUCCGGAUAUGAUGAACCACUUUCUAAAGCUGCGGGAAAGUCAACUUCCACCUUACCCUUAUCAAAUUCUCCUCCUCCUCCGAAACGACAUACCCGAUGUAAAUCAUUACCUCCUAUUAGUGUAAAAGAUUAUAAAGAUUAUUCCCCAAGUCUUUAUCAUCGACAACCAACUCCAAGUGAGGUUUGGGAUGAAGAUGAAGAUUUUGAUUUAGGAAAUACGGAUGAAUUGAAUGUCCCAUCAUUAGUUGAAGAAUCUCAAGUUUCAUUAAGAAUGGAUAUCUCCAAUAUAAGAGAUUUUGUGUUUUAUAUAGGUGAAUUAAAAGUACUUCGUGAUGAAAAAGAAAAACUUUGCUAUACGAUACAAACAAAGACAACCAGAAGAUGGACUAACGGAUUCUUACGUCCAAGCUCCAAAAAAGUCAAAUAUCUUGAAAAUAUAUUCAAACAAGAUUGGGGAGAAGCAGAUGUAAUUAUUGAUAUUGCAGAUGUUGCUCAAGAUAAUGAAACAACAUUUAGUGGAGGGAAACGCGUUGAAGUUGAUAUUGAACGCAUUCCUUCAGAACGUCAUUUGAAAAUAUUUAAAAAAAUUGUUAAAGACAGUUUAGGAGAUGAAGCCAAAAAUCUUGAAUUAUUUAAUGAUGAUGAUAAAGAAAAUCAAUAUGAUCCUAGUAAGAAAAUUAAAGAAAAAUUUAAGGCACGUCAUUCUAAAAACAUUGAUGAAAAUGAAAAUGAAGUACGAAAAGAAGAUUUUAAAAUAUCCGUUGAAGUGAUGCCAAGCCUAAUCGAUUAUUUGAAGAAAUUACAAGUUCGAUUAGAUAUUCAUAUUAAAGAACUAAAUAAAUUAACGCACACUUCUUCUCUAUAA
This is a messenger RNA of Rhizophagus irregularis DAOM 181602=DAOM 197198, 1368 nucleotides long. Lineage: Eukaryota; Fungi; Glomeromycota; Glomeromycetes; Glomerales; Glomeraceae. The record is from RefSeq and is a predicted model, not a curated record.